Messenger RNA from Durio zibethinus, 2444 nucleotides. Its product is annotated as DUF641 family protein (DUF641). NCBI's taxonomy places the organism in Eukaryota, Viridiplantae, Streptophyta, Magnoliopsida, Malvales, Malvaceae. The record is from RefSeq and is a predicted model, not a curated record. Gene Ontology annotation, biological process: negative gravitropism; response to red or far red light.
AAAAUAAAAAUAAAAAGGGAAAGACAAGGAGAAAACUCGAAGGAUAUUACAUACCUUCCUUCCAACGCAUCCAAAGCACAACCCAAAAAGCAAAGCAACACUCCUCUUUCCUCAACAAAAGCAGGCACCAUUCUUUCCCUGACAGAGAGCGAAAAAUAAAAAAAAAAACAGGGACAGAAGGAGUACUAAGCAAAAACCUUUCCUUUUUUCCCAUUUCUGUUGCAGAAAACAGAAAUGGAAGGCAAUCCAGCUCCAACAACACCUAAGCCCCCACAAAUCUCUGAAAUGUUUCAAAAAUUCGCCUUGGCUUUCAAGACCAAAACUUUCGAGUUCUUCGCCGAUGACGACAAUAACAACAACCACCCCUCCGACUCCGAUGGACUUUCCCUCCUCGACUCCACCGAAGACUUCAUCACCGACCAAAAAGUCGUCGUCAUCAAGCCCGACCCUCCCCUGAAUUCCUCUUCCUCGAUUAAUAACAGUUUUCAGAGUAGAACCAUCGAUACCCAGAUAGCCGAAUCUUUGAUUUCUUCUGUUUUUGCUGCUGUUUCUUCGUUUGAAGCGUCCUAUCUUCAGUUACAAACUUCGCACGUGCCAUUCGUGGAGGAAAGUGUGAAAGCCGCUGAUAGAGCUUUGGUUUCUCAUCUUCAAAGAUUGUCUGAUUUGAAGCGUUUUUAUAGGGAAUUUCGAAAGAAUCCAAAAUUUGAAGCUGGGUUGUCUCUUGGGUCUUGCUUGGAAGCUCAAGUGCAAGAGAAUCAAAGCAAGUUGAGAACUUUGGAAACGGUUUCUAACCGUUUGCAAGAAGAGAUUGAUGAAAAAGACAAUGAAGUUUCAUCUUUGAGGAAGAAAUUAGCUGAGAUACGAUGGGCUAACACGAAAUUAUCCAAAAAAUUGUCUGGUAAUUUGAAUUCAGCUUGUGAUGUUCUGUUAACUGUUAGGGUUUUUUAUUCUGUUUUGCAUGAUGCUUGUAGAGCAACCCAUAAGUUUAGUAAGAUUUUGAUUGGUUUGAUGAGAAAAGCGGGUUGGGAUCUUGAUUUGGUGGCGAAUUUGGUUUAUCCUGAUAUUGAUUAUGCUAAGAAAGGACACAAUAGAUUUGCUUUCUUGUCAUAUGUUUGUUUGGGGAUGUUUCGGGGUUUCGAUGUUGAAGGCUUUGAUUUGAGCGAGAACGAACCUCUAUGUAAUGGGAAUAACGCUACUUGUGCAUUGAAGCAAUUACUUGAGCACGUAUCUAGCAAUCCCAUGGAGCUGCUGAGUAGGAACCAAAACUGUGAAUACUCAAGAUUUUGUGAGAAGAAGUAUCAAGAGCUUAUCCAUCCCGCCAUGGAGUCGUCAAUUUUUAGCAAUUUGGAUAGAAAUGAAGUUGUGCUGAAUUCAUGGCGGUCAUUGAGCAUAUUCUAUGAGUCAUUUGUGAGCAUGGCUAGUUCAAUUUGGGCACUUCAUAAGCUGGCCUUUUCAUUUGAUCCUGUGGUUGAGAUAUUUCAAGUUGAAAGAGGAGUUGAUUUUUCAAUGGUAUACAUGGAAGAUGUCACCAAGAGAUAUAACUUGCCUGGCCAAACUAGGGUGAAAAUGGGGUUCACAGUGGUUCCAGGAUUUAAAAUUGGAAGGACUGUGAUUCAGUCUCAGGUCUAUUUAAGUGGGUUGAAAUGUACAGGGUAGUUGCUCAAAUAUUGCACCAUGUAGAGAAUUAAGUUAUAUUAAAUCUUCUCUUUAUAAAAUGGAUUUUGGAGCAAAGGUUAUUUUGGUUUGAAUCUUUGGCUGCAGUCGUUGAAGGGCUGGGAUUGUAGAUGGGAUCCUAAAGAUCAAAGUUUCAGUUUUAGUGGCUGCCUUGAUCCUCAAGAAGAUAACUAGUAUGUAAACACUUAAAAAAUACUAACGCUGGACUUUGCACUGGGCUCUAGGGAGUGACUGCAGUUAAGGCAGCUUCUUGGCUAUCUUCUGAUACUUAACCACAUCUCCAGAUUGUGAAUUUCUUUUCAUAUAAUUCUCAUGUGAGUCCAAUGUAGAAAUCACUGUAAAGCAUUUCCCCCCGUUCCUUUUUUUUUUCCUUCUCUUUAAGCUCUGUGAUUUCCUUUGACACAGGAAAAAUACUACCCAAACGUGUAUCCACAUAGUCGUUACUUACACAGUUUGACUUUGUAUUAUUCCACUUUUAAUUUACUUCUCUGAUUAAAGCAAAUAUGUAGAGCAAACUUGCAUUCCUACCUCAAUGCGGUUGAGUUCUUUAAUGGCUUUAUGUUAGCAUGGAUGAUCCUCUUAAGAUCAUAUCUUCUGGUUGGUUUUGUAGACACUUUCAUUGCUUUUCUUGAAUCGAUUGAAUCUGGAACCCGGUGAUCAAUGCAUUUAUUCUUAUUGAUGAACACCACUUUUGCCUCGUAAUUUUUUGUUUGUUUUACUGUCUACCCAUCCGAGUAUAUGCAAUGUGAAUGUUCUCUGGACAUUUUAUA